Microcebus murinus (gray mouse lemur) is the source of this 952-nucleotide messenger RNA. The record is from RefSeq and is a predicted model, not a curated record. Lineage: Eukaryota; Metazoa; Chordata; Mammalia; Primates; Cheirogaleidae.
AUGGCCUGGGCGGCGGGGAACUGGACGCCCGUGCCGCACUUCGUGCUCCUGGGGCUGUCCCCCGGCUCGCCGUCGCCGGCCGGCGCGGCCGCGGUGCUGCUGGCGCUGCUGGCGUGCGCGCCCACGCACUUCCGGCUGGGCGCCGACUGCGGCUGCGCGCCCAUGCACUUCCUGCUGGGCUGGCUGGCGCUCGCCGACAUGGCGCUCGCCUGCACCGUGGCGCCGCGCAUGGCCGCGGACCUCCUGCGCGGCGGGGGCGCUGUCUCCCUCGCGGGCUGCGGGCUGCAGAUCCUCUCCUUCCUCACGCUGCUGGGGGACGAGUGCUUCCUGCUGGCCGCCAUGGCCUACGACCGCUACGUCGCCGUGUGCCGCCCGCUGCGCUACGCCGCCGUCAUGAGCCGCCGCGCCUGCUGGCGCCUGGUGGCCGCGGCCUGGCUCUUCGGGCUGGCGGACGGGCUGGCGCAGGCCGUGUCCGCGCUGCGCUUCCCCUUCUGCGGCGCGGGGCGACCAGUCGACCACUUCUUCUGCGAGGUCCCCGCCGUGCUCCGGCUGGCGUGCGCCGACACGGCGCUGUACGAGACGCUCAUCUACGUGUGCUGCGUGCUCAUGCUGCUGCUGCCCUUCGCCGCCGUGGCCGCCUCCUACCUGCGCAUCCUGGCGGCCGUGCUGCGCAUGCGCUCCGCGCGCGGCCGGCGGAAGGCCUUCGCCACCUGCUCGUCGCACCUGGCGGUGGUCUCGCUCUUCUACGGGGCCGCCAUGGUCACCUACAUGCGGCCGCAGGCCUACCACUCCGCCAGGCAGGACAAGGUGGUCUCGGCCUUCUACACCCUGGUCACCCCCGUGCUCAACCCGCUCAUCUACAGUCUGAGGAACAAGGAGGUGGCCGGGGCGCUGAGGAAGCUCCUGGGCAGGUGUCCCCGCGGCGGGGCACUGGGCUAGGUCUGCGCCCGGG